Colias croceus (clouded yellow) is the source of this 1769-nucleotide messenger RNA. RefSeq lists its product as uncharacterized. The transcript has 3 exons. The record is from RefSeq and is a predicted model, not a curated record. The coding region runs from base 151 to 1086 and encodes 311 amino acids. Lineage: Eukaryota; Metazoa; Arthropoda; Insecta; Lepidoptera; Pieridae.
GUCGCCUCGGUAGCACCUAUCCACCAUGUGAGGCUUUCCGACACGCUACGUAACUUUCAACUUUUACCUCGACAUUAGAGGGUCUAAAGCAAUAUAACCCUAGUGUUAGUUCUCCAAAUAGUUCAAGUAGUUCCUGUGUUUUAGGAAAAUAUGAAGAUGCAACACUCCUUGCUUCCAUUAUUAUUACUCGCCAUCGUAGCAGUUUGUUCAACAAAUGAAAUUCCAAUGAUGAAUCGUCUCGACUUAGAAAAUUUCUUCGAAAACCAAGACAACGAUAAUACAUUAAAUAACAGACUACAAAAUAGAGAUACAAAAAAAAUAAUUUUUAAGCGAUUACACAACCGGCUUCCUCUAUUAAAACCUGAAAUUACAAAUCUGAUUUAUGAAAACAAAGAAGGUAAUGGAGACAGCCACAUUUUACAUGAUCGCAAUUAUAAAGAAUACAAUUUGGACGAUUAUCUAACUCAAGAACUACAGAGAGAAUAUCCGAAGCAGACAAAUAGUAUACCUGUGCAAUUUGAUAGGAAUCCGGAGACGAUUACAUCAUCUAAUCAAAAUGGAUUAGAUAAACAACAUGAGGAGAGCGAUUUUGAGAAAAUUCUUGAUAAUCGUUUAAAUUUUUUUGAUGAUAAACAAAAAUUCGCCCCAUCUAGCCCAUUAUUGGUCUUAAAAAUACGUUUAUCAUAUUUAGCCAAUGAUAUUAUGCCUAAACUUCCAAAAGAUUAUAGAUAUACGGAACUAGUACCGCUUCAUUCAGUAGAUAAAAAUAAAGAAGACGAGGCAUACGAUAAAAUACUGCAAAAUGACCUCGACUCAGCUGUAAAAGUUAAAAGGGAAGAAGCCGAUAAUACCAAUGAAGCGGAAACGGAUACGGACAAGAAUAAAAAGAUAAAGAAGAGGAUAUUUUCACUUUGGAGCAGAUUACAAGGUCUCCACAGGGGACACGAGUUGCACCAUCGCAGGCAUUUACACGCAUUCUACGGCCUUCCCGACGACGGCGGCGGCGGCGGCGACGGUGGCGCCCUCACAGCCGAGACACGAGCGACCUUCCUGCGACCACCCGGUUCACCCUUAAGAUGGGGUUAAUUAAUGAGUUCCCAGACCAAUAGAACCUCAUUAUAUUUUAACAUAAGUAUCCAUAUAUUGGACGGUACACGGAGUAGGCGUAACAAGCUGAAUAGUACAAUAAUUUGAAGAAGGUUUUAUCCCGAAUAUUGACAGUAUGUACCAACUGUUAUAUUCCUCAAGUUUUGAAUUUUUUAUGGACAUUUUCAAAUAUAGAUUAUAAGACCCUUGUAUAUUUUUAUGUAUCGCUUAAUAUAAGGUAAAUAUUAAGACCAAUGUUCCAAGCAAUUUAAAUGACGAAAAAAAAUAUUUCUCAUGUUUUCCCAUAUAAGUUAUAUAUUUAGUUAACAGUUAAGUUUAUAGUUGUAAAUAUUUUACAGAAAGUAAAUCCGACCUAUUAUAAUAGACUUGAAUAUGUUUUAAUGUCUUAUAAUUACACAUUAAUUAGUUAAUUUCCUUAUUUUAUAAGUUUGCUCAAAUAAGUUGUAAAUGUUAAUAGCUUCCUUGAAAAUUGAUUAAGUUUUAACAGAUUUAUAUUAGAAGAUAUUCUGGUAUUCUAUACCUAUAUUAUAAAGGUUUCCUAUUAAAUAAUUAUACUUACUCGUAUCUAGAUAAACACAAAUAAUCAUCUUAUAAUAAUAUCGAUAAAUAUAUCUAUACUGUGAACUAUGACUCUAUAAUAAUAUGUGUAAAUAAAACAAAGC